Messenger RNA from Bacillus rossius redtenbacheri, 5756 nucleotides. Its product is annotated as 3'-5' RNA helicase YTHDC2-like. Gene Ontology annotation, cellular component: intracellular anatomical structure. Lineage: Eukaryota; Metazoa; Arthropoda; Insecta; Phasmatodea; Bacillidae. Gene Ontology annotation, molecular function: helicase activity; ATP binding; RNA binding. The transcript is spliced from 26 exons. The record is from RefSeq and is a predicted model, not a curated record. Bases 112 to 4302 code for a protein of 1396 amino acids.
UUCUAUGGCGUGUUUAAAUGCGGUAGUAAGGGAUUUUUUAGCUGUGUUUGUGUGACCACUCGAACUUGAAGUCUUUUUUUUUAAUUUUUGUAUGUACAUGAGAACCUAACGAUGUCAAGAAAAAAACAGCAGCAUAAGAAGUUGGAGGAUUCUAUUGGUGAAGAAAUCCGCAUUGCUGUGAACUUGGUUAUAAAGAAGUUCCUUAACUCUGACGAAAACAAAGAAUAUGAAUUUCCAUCUUCAUUCACUGCAAAUGAGCGAGCUUAUGUACAUGAGCUUGCAAAGGAAUUCGGCUUGAAAUCAAAAAGCAGAGGGAAAGGAGCAAACAGGUUUCUGACGGUGUACAAGCGCGAAGGCUCGAGCAUAGUUCAGGCCGAUGCUGUGUUCAAACUGUCGCGCUCGUCGAGGCAGAACAUCUUCAUGCUCACCACCAAGUUCCCGCUGACAAACAAGGAGCGGCAGGAGCUCCUGCCCUUGACCGAGAGGGACCGCUGUCUCAGCAACGAGGUGAAAGACACGAACAAGUCAUUGGGCCGCCUGAUCAACGGCAUUCCGCAAGUGCCGUCGCUAUCCGUCAGCGACGACCUGCUGUCUUUCAGACAGAAGCUGCCGAUAUGGUCCAUGAAGGAAGAGAUCAUCAACCUGAUCAACAGCAACCAAGUAGUUGUGAUCAGCGGGGAGACCGGCUCUGGGAAGACGACCCAGGUCCCCCAGUUCAUCCUGGAGCACUGCCAGGCGCUGCACAAGCCGUGCCGCAUCGUGUGCACGCAGCCUCGCCGCCUGUCGGCCGUGUCGGUCAGCGAGCGCGUGGCCGCCGAGCGCGACGAGAAGAUCGGCCAGUCCAUCGGCUACCAGAUCCGACUCGAGUCCAGGAUCUCGCCCAAGACGGUGCUGACGUACUGCACGGACGGCGUGCUGCUGCGCACGCUGAUGGGCGGGGACGCCGCGCUCGCCACCAUGACGCACGUCGUGGUCGACGAGGUGCACGAGCGCGGCCGCUUCUGUGACUUCCUGCUGAUCGCGCUGCGCGACGCGCUCGCCAAGUUCCGCUCGCUGCGCCUGGUGCUCAUGUCCGCCACCGUCGACACCCAGGUCUUCACCAAGUACUUCAGCGGCUGCCCCGUCGUCAGCGUUCCUGGUCGUCUGUUUGAAGUGAAGGAGUAUUUCUUGGAAGAUGUACUGAAGCAGACGGGCUACACGACCAAGGCCAUGGAGAAGGCUCGGCAGGAGCUGCGCAAGAGGAACGACCAGCGAGAGAAGCUGGACUCGUGGACCAAGUCCAUCGUGCAGUCGGUGAAGGGGGAGCCGGCGGAGGGCAAGGAGCGCCAUCCCAUCCUGGCCUCCCUCAUGCCCCAGCAGAGCGAGUUCGUGGCGGACAAGAUGGAGCUGGAGGCGUGGCUGGUGAAGGAGAUGGACCAGUUGCUCUGCAACGCGUGGCUGGAGGGAUCGCCGGACGCCUUCUCCCAGCUCCUGUUCCGCAUCCUGUCGGAGCACGUCUCGGUCGACUACCAGCACUCGGAAACGUCGGUGACCGCGCUGAUGGUGGCGGCGGGCCGGGGGGACCUCAGCGUCGUGGAGCAGCUGCUCAACCUCGGAGCCAACAUCAGCGUGUGCGCGUCCAACGACUGGACGUCGCUGGAUUGGGCUCGCAAUUUCAACCAUCCCGACGUGGUGGAGCUCAUAGAGGCCUACAUCAACGUGGAGCAGGGCCGCAUGCCGGAGACUCUGCCCCCGGCGGCGGGGACCCUGCGCGGCGAGGACAAAGAGCUGCUGGACGUCUACCACCAGAGCUUCAACGACGACAACACCGACCUUGAGCUGCUCAUGGCCCUCGUGCUGAAGCUGCAUGCCGGCGGCAAGAAAGGUGCCAUCCUCAUCUUCUUGUCGGGCUACGACGACAUCGUUGCGUUGAGGGACCGCAUCCUGGCGGACGAGAAGAAGAUGCUGGAUGCCGGGAAGUUCCGAAUCUACCUGCUGCACUCCAAGAUGCAGACCUCCGACCAGAAGCAGGUGUUCCGGCCGGCGCCCCCGGGCGCCCGCAAGAUCAUCCUGUCGACCAACAUCGCGGAGACCAGCGUGACCAUCGACGAUGUCGUGUUUGUCAUCGACACAGGGAAGGUUAAAGAGAAGUCGUUUGACGCCCUGUGCGGGGUGUGCACGCUGAGGCCCGUGUGGAUCAGUCAGGCCUGCGCCCAGCAGCGCCGCGGCCGCGCGGGACGCACACAGCCGGGCGUGUGCUACCACAUGUUCUCCUCGGUGCGCCACCAGGCCAUGCAGGCGUACCACACGCCCGAGAUCCUCCGUCUGCCGCUGCAGGAACUGUGUUUGCACACAAAACUGCUGGCACCUCCAAACACACCAAUAGCAGAUUUCUUAGCCCGAGCUAUUGAGCCCCCGUCCUUCAUUGUGACAAGAAAUGCGGUUCAACUUCUGAAGACGAUGGACGCCCUGGACGCCUGGGAGGACCUGACCGAGCUGGGCCACCACCUGGUCGAUCUGCCGGUCGAGCCACGCCUCGGCAAGAUGGUGCUGUACGCCGUCGUGCUCAAGUGCCUGGACCCCGUGCUCACCAUCGUCAGCUGCCUCGCGCACAGAGAUCCGUUCCUUCUGCCUACUCUGCCAUCCUUCAAGAGAUCGGCAAUACUCAUCAAGAAGAAGCUUGCUUCAGGAUCGUUUAGUGAUCAUAUGACUCUGUUACGGGCAUUUCAGAUGUGGCAGCAGGCGCGCACCAACGGCUGGGAGCGGGCGUUCUGCGAGAAGCACUUUGUGUCGUCGGCCACGAUGGAGAUGGUGGUGGGCAUGCGGACACAGCUGCUGGGACAGCUGCGCGCGCUGGGCUUCGUGCGCACGCGCGGCGGCUGCGACAUCCGCGACCUCAACGCCAACUCGGAGAGCUGGGCCGUGGUGAAGGCGGCCCUGUGCGCGGGCACCUACCCCAACCUCAUCCGCGUCGACCGGGAGCACGCCCAGCUCAGGACGCAGAAGGAGUCGCGCGUGAUGUUCCACCCGUCCUCGGUCUUGCGGGACGGCUCCAGCAGGCUGCCCUCGGCCGGCCGCUGCGGCGGCGUGGAGGGCCUGCCCUCCGACUGGCUGGUGUACGAGGAGAUGAGCCGGACCGGGCGGCUGUGCCACGCGCGCUGCUGCACGCUUGUCACGCCGCUCACCGUGGCGCUGUUCGCCGGCCCCGCGCGCCUGCCCCUCGACGCCGUCAGCGCCGCCGAGAUGGUACGGGGGGACCGGGCCGCCGACACGGAGAGUGACAGCGAGGCGGAGGAGCGGGCGGACGGGGAGAACACCAUGCUGAAGCUGGACGAGUGGGUGGUGUUCCGGGUGGACGCCGAGGCCGCCCACCUGGCGCUGCACCUGCGCCAGAAGUGGAACUCCCUGCUGCUGCGCCGCAUGCGGGCGCCGGCCAAGCCCUGGUCCCAGGUGGACGAGCAGGUGCUGAAGACUGUGGUCGGCGUGCUGACGGCGGAGGAGCAGAACCUGGGACUGCAGCAGCCGGCCGGCGUGGGGCAGAGACCCCGGGCCAUGACCACCGACUGCUACUCCUCCGGGUCUCGGCAGAUCAUGGAAGAAGACGUGAGCAGGGACGACUCCAGUUGCCGCCCGGGCGUCCUCAAGUCCAAUGGUAAAGGGACGUCGGACUCGACAGGCGAGCGGUCGGACGCGGGCAGCACCAAGUCCCAGGACAGCCAGGCGUCGUCGCCCACGCCGUCGCAGGCCGGCGCGGGCGCCGGAGACUCCCCCUCCCCCGCCCGCUACUUCGUCAUCAAGGCGGGCAGCGUGAAGGCGGUGGAGGCUUCCCUCAGCCGAGGCCUCUGGGCCUUCACGCCCAACACGGAGCGCAAGCUGCUCCGCAUCUUCAAGGAGGGCAAGCGCGUGGUGCUGGUGUUCAGCAUGCAGGGCUCGGGCCACUUCCAGGGCCUCGCCCAGCUGGCAGGGGACCGCCCGGAGCCCGUGGAGCCUGGCUCGGACCUGGCGGGCCCCAACCUGGGCGCCCCGCUGCCCGUCGAGUGGCUCAAGCGCUCCAACGUCCCCUUCCAGGCCACGCGCCACCUGCUCAACCCCUACAACGAGAACCGGCGCGUGCAGGCCAGCCGCGACGGACAGGAGAUCGAGCCGACCGUCGGGGAGUCGCUGUGCGCCCUCUGGGACAAAGUGCCGCAGCUCGUGCCCAAGUCGUCGCUGUUCGGCCCGCCGCGGGGCCCCCAGCAGCAGGGGCGCCCCAUCCGGGGGUACUCGUACCCCUUGUACGGCCCCGGCUACCAGCAGUGCCUGGGGUACGGCCCCCGCAAGUAGCCUGUCCCUGAGCCAGGGGCGCAGCCAGGCGUAGCCCCAAACCUUUCAUUAAUUUCCUAUUCAUCACUCAAACAAAUUUCAUAUUAAAAUUAAUAAAAAAAUUUACUGUUACAAUAUUUAAAUUUAAGAACCGAAAACUGCUAAAAUAGCACUUGUAUUUUACACCUUAAAAUCCAAAUUUUCCCGGGGGAGGACCCCCGGACCCUCCGCUUUAAUACGGGGGGCCAUGAUUCUUUACACCCCCCAUACACAAAUCCUGGCUACGCCACUGACCUGAGCCCCCGGCAUAGUGUCUGGACUGGUGCACGCAAUGCACUAAGUAUGCCCUGCCUAAUCAAAGACUGUGGUUUUUAUUUAAUUUGUACUUACUGUGUCACUGUCGUCUUUUGCAAACUAAAUUCUUGAAACUUGACGAUUGGUGGUAAAAGAAGAGAAAAAAAUGGGACCCAGAUUGCCGUGAAUAUGAUUGCGAUGUCGAAAAACAAAAGUGAGAUGAAAAUGAGUUUCAGAAGUUUGAAGAAAAAAAUGUAAUAUUGAAUGAUUUUUAAUGUAGAUCUAAUUUUUAUUUUUUUUUUCAGCUCUGAUAUACAGUUAGAUUCUGACUUUGAUUCGGGUGAAUAUGGUAUAUUUUGUGUGGUCUUACUUGCUCAGUUGAUUCUCAUUGGGCUUAUGAUUAAACUACACAUACCUAUGAAAAUGCUCCUUAUUAACCAUUGUUCACAAGGGAGAAUGUUGACUGAAUUUUAUUUAAAAGUAUUUGACAGGUUUUGACAACUCAUACUAAUUUGCCGAUGUAUUUUAAAAAAAAUUCUCGAUUUUGCAUUUAUUGGUCUUACGUGAAUUUCUGCAGCUAAAUAAAAAUAAUCACUUGAAAGUUUUUACUACCGACUCUGAAUAUAAUUCCAGCCCCAAACAUUUUGAUUAUAUCUAAACACGCAGGAAUUAAAAAUUAUUUAAGUUAGUAAAUUUAUACCAUAUUUACUAACUGUUGCAAGAGUAUGGUGUUAGAUUUGGUUCACAAACAAAACAUAUCUGUCCAUUAGCACACACCUCCAGUCAUAACUUGUGAUGUUACAAUAAAUAUAUAUAUAUAUAUUGGUUGGAGCACUAGUUGUGUACAAUCGAUCAAACAUCAUCUUAGAUGAAUUUGAUUCAAAUUAAAACAGGUCAGGAACAAGACUCUGUGAUUGGAAUUAUUCAAUUUUGUGACUUUCCACAAGACAUGGCAGGUAUUCUUUGGAUUUGAAAGUGACUUCAUCUUGCAAAAAAAAAAGUUAUCUAAAAUAAAACCCUUAUUUGGCAUUGAAGUUUGUUGCGUUGUAUUUUCAUUAAAUUUGUUGUGAGAAUGAGGCCUACAAACGAGAAUACGUGACGUUUGGAUUUCACAUGUAUUUUUGGAUUUAGAAUUGAAGAAUCAUUAGUUAAAUUUUUAAGUGCCAGCACUGAACUGUGAA